UAACUGGACUGAGGCGGCUUCCGUAGUAGUGGAUUGGAGUGACGCACAGCGCCGAACAGGCAGAUCAUUUCUAGAGUCAAGAUGGCGACUUCGGAGCCGAAAUCAGCUGAAGUCGAGGAUCAGCCGACUGAUGAUCAGGUUGUUGCAAAUCCUGAGCAGUAUAUCAAACAUCCUUUGCAAAACAGAUGGGCCCUGUGGUAUUUCAAAAACGACAAAAGCAAAAGCUGGACCGAGAACUUGCGUCUUAUUUCCAAGUUUGACACAGUGGAGGACUUUUGGGCGUUAUACAAUCACAUACAGCAACCAAGCAAGCUCAACUUUGGCUGCGAUUAUUGCUUAUUUAAGGAUGGGAUCAAACCGAUGUGGGAGGAUGAGAGGAACAAGUUGGGGGGGCGAUGGUUGAUAACUCUCAACAGACAACAGAGACACAACGACCUCGAUCGCUACUGGAUGGAAACGGUAACGCUGCUGCUUUUUAUUUUUCACAAAACUGCAUUAUCCAAAACUCCUGUUGAUUGUGUUUGUUUGAAUAAAAGGCGGCUAGUUGAAGCAGAGUUUUAUGUUCUGCAGCUCCUGUGUUUAGUCGGAGAGUCGUUCGAUGAGGCGAGUGACGACGUGUGUGGAGCCGUGGUCAAUGUCAGACCUAAAGGUGACAAGUUAGCCAUCUGGACGAGCAACUGUCAAAACAGGGAAGCCAUCAUGACGAUAGGGCAGCUUUACAAAGAGCGUCUGAGCCUCCCUGUGAAAGCCUUGAUUGGCUACCAGUCACAUGACGACACGUCCAGUAAGAGCGGAUCCACCACCAAGAACAUGUACUCCGUUUGAAAAACCUCCCCCUCAUUUCAACUCGCUGUAGAUUUAAACAAUUACCGAUCGGCAUCACCACAUUAACUUUUGAGUUGUCAACUACUAUAGUGUCCUUUCCUUUUAUUGCUAAGAGAAUUGUUUAUAAUGUGUACAGUUGGAGUUUCCACUAAACGCAACGGAGACGAGGAUAUAACAGAAGAGUGACUUAAAUGAAUAAAAGCAUAAUUUCCUUUUAGAGUUGAAGAGUUCUGUGAGUUAAAUCGGUGACCUUCUUUAGUUGAGAACAAGUUUUCUUCAGUACUUAAUAACUUUGAGUUAAACAAAAAAAAAAUUCCCCCAACUAUGUAAGGCCUUGUGUUUUUCUCAUGCUGAGCGUUUCUCACGUCACAGAAAACAAGAUGGUAGGCAACGUAUCCUUACACAGAACACGGUUUUAACACUUUUAACUUGAUUUAUUCAGAAGUGUUAAUCUUGAGGUGUGCUUUCAGACACUCCAGUUUGAAUUUACAGUAUCUUUAAUGGUUUGUAAAAGUCGUGGUCACACUCCAAAAAGUAACGUUUGGAUUUAGGCCACUUAUUGUUUCAGCCAUGCUGAAAUUAUGGGAUUUUGCUUGUAGUACUUUUUUUUUAAGUGUUUUUUUUUUCACUUACAUUUAUUUAUAAUGUAUACAUUGCAGGUUUUUUUUUAGUUGAUAGAAAAUCAUCCAACUUGUGUUUUUAUUUUGAUUUUUCUUUAAGUGAACAAUGUGGACUACUGCAUAUAGAUGACAUUUUUACAGUGUACCAUACAGUAAAGAUGCUGCCUGGUGUGCUUCUCACUGUUUUCUUCCUAACAACCUUUAGAUAUUGUCGCACUCCUUUUGGUUGAUGCGAAGGAAAGAUGAUAUUCAUUGUGAAAUGGUUUUGCUCAUAAUGUAUCUUUAUUAUCUGUUAUUCCAGGAUGUAUAUUACCUUCUUUCAAGUAAAGGUUAAGUGCUUUGCAUUAAACCACA
This is a messenger RNA of Nothobranchius furzeri (turquoise killifish), 1799 nucleotides long. It is a transcript of the gene eif4e1c, whose product is annotated as eukaryotic translation initiation factor 4E family member 1c. Gene Ontology annotation, molecular function: translation initiation factor activity; RNA 7-methylguanosine cap binding. Lineage: Eukaryota; Metazoa; Chordata; Actinopteri; Cyprinodontiformes; Nothobranchiidae. Gene Ontology annotation, cellular component: eukaryotic translation initiation factor 4F complex; cytoplasm. The record is from RefSeq and is a predicted model, not a curated record. Gene Ontology annotation, biological process: translational initiation.